UUAGGAGGCUAUGAAUCUUAUUAUAUAAUCGCCAAAGGCUUCGGCUAUCUUGAUGGCGACAUAGAUCCGCAGAAGGAAAUGACCCUUGAAGAAGUUCUAUAUUUAAUCUAUAACUCAAUGAAGUAA
This is a messenger RNA of Trichomonas vaginalis G3, 126 nucleotides long. RefSeq lists its product as uncharacterized. The transcript has a single exon. The annotation marks the transcript as partial. The record is from RefSeq and is a predicted model, not a curated record. NCBI's taxonomy places the organism in Eukaryota, Parabasalia, Trichomonadida, Trichomonadidae.